Molecule: messenger RNA, 3210 nt
Organism: Sarcophilus harrisii (Tasmanian devil)
Lineage: Eukaryota; Metazoa; Chordata; Mammalia; Dasyuromorphia; Dasyuridae
Gene: ENPP1
Product: ectonucleotide pyrophosphatase/phosphodiesterase 1
Exons: 25
Coding region: 69-2810 (913 amino acids)
Biological process (GO): inorganic diphosphate transport; nucleoside triphosphate catabolic process; regulation of bone mineralization
Cellular component (GO): cell surface
Molecular function (GO): scavenger receptor activity; polysaccharide binding; phosphodiesterase I activity
Source: RefSeq, a predicted model, not a curated record
CCCUCAGUGCUCUAUUAAAGCCAGGCAGCCGGCACAGGAGUCCGAGAAGCAGAAAGCCUGAGCCAACCAUGGAGAGGGAUGGCUUCAGCGGGAGCCCCCUGGGCACCAAAGAGAGCCGCGCGGGGAAAGGCAAGGAGCAGGACUACGGGGACACUGCCGGGGACACUCAGACAGUGAACAUGCUGGCUCCUUUGGACGUGGGGGACGAGCAGCAGCCCGAGAAAGGAGCGCGGGCUCACAAAACCAAGAAUCCCAACACCUACAAAGUGCUCUCCCUGGUGCUGUCUGUUUGCAUGCUAACAACAAUCCUUGGGUGUAUAUUUGGAUUGAAACCAAGCUGUUCCAGAGAAGUAAAAAGUUGCAAAGGUCGCUGUUUUGAGAGAACAUUUGGGAACUGUCGCUGUGAUGUUGCCUGUGUUGAACUUGGAAACUGCUGUCUAGAUUACCAGGAAACAUGUAUAGAACCAGAGCAUAUAUGGACUUGUAACAAAUUCAGGUGUGGUGAGAAGAGAUUACCCAAAAGUCAUUGCUCCUGUACAGAUGACUGCAAGGAGAAGGGUGACUGCUGUAUUAACUAUGACUCUGUUUGCCAAGGUGAGAAAAGUUGGGUAGAAGAAAAAUGUGAAAACAUUAUUGAACCUCAGUGUCCAACAGGGUUUGAAACCCCACCUACCAUUUUGUUUUCUUUGGAUGGCUUCAGGGCAGAGUAUUUGCACACUUGGGGUGGACUUCUUCCUGUUAUUAAGAAACUACGAAAUUGUGGAACACACACUACAAAUUUGAGACCAGUAUAUCCAACAAAAACCUUUCCCAAUCACUACACCCUAGUCACGGGUUUGUAUCCUGAAUCCCAUGGAAUCAUUGACAACAAAAUGUAUGACCCAAAAAUGAAUGCUUCUUUUACACUUAGAAAUAAAGAGAAAUUCAACCCAGAGUGGUAUAAAGGAGAACCUAUCUGGCUUACAACUAAGUAUCAAGGUCUUAAGUCUGGCACAUUUUUUUGGCCUGGAUCAGAUGUGAAGAUUAAUGGAAUUUUUCCAGAUAUGUAUCAACUAUAUAAUGGUUCUAUGCCAUUUGAAGAAAGAGUUUUGGUUAUUCUUCAGUGGCUAAAGCUUCCUAAAGAUAAAAGACCACACUUUUACACUCUGUAUUUAGAAGAACCAGAUUCUUCAGGUCAUUUAUAUGGACCCGUCAGCAGUGAGAUUAUCAAGACAUUACAGAGAGUUGACAACAUUGUUGGCAUGUUGAUGGAUGGUCUUAAAGCAAUGAAUUUACACAGAUGCAUAAAUCUUAUUCUUGUGUCAGAUCAUGGAAUGGAACAAGGUAGCUGUAAAAAAUAUGUCUAUCUGAACAAGUAUCUGGGGGAUGUUAAAAAUGUCAAAGUAUUUUAUGGUCCUGCAGCUCGAUUUAGAAUUUUUGAUGUUCCAGAUAAUUAUCAGACUUUUAGUUAUGAAGACAUUGCCAGUAAUCUUUCUUGUAUGGAACCAGAUCAGCACUUCAAACCUUAUUUGAAACAAUUUUUACCUAAACGUUUACACUAUGCUAAGAAUGAUAGAAUUGAGCCCUUGACAUUCUACUUGGAUCCUCAGUGGCAACUUGCAAUGAAUCCAACAGAGAAAAAAUAUUGUGGAUUUGGAUUCCAUGGUUCAGAUAAUAUAUUCUCAAAUAUGCAAGCCCUCUUCAUUGGCUAUGGACCUGCAUUCAAGCAUAAUACUAAAGUUGAACCCUUUGAAAACAUUGAAAUUUAUAACUUAAUGUGUGAUUUACUGAAUUUGAAACCAGCUUCAAAUAAUGGAACUCAUGGAAGUCUUAACCAUCUUCUAAAGAAACCUGUUCACAUACCAGAGCAUCCCAAAGAAGUAAGCCACAUAGCAAAAUGUCCUUUUAUGAAGAAAACAAAAGAAAACCUUGGUUGCUCAUGUGACUCGGUUUCAUCCAUGAUGGAUUUUCAGUCGGAGUUAAAUAUGACCACAGAAGAAGAAAGGAUAGUCAAGCGAAACAUUCUGCCCUAUGGAAGGCCUAGGGUUCUUCAAAAGAACAGUACUUUUUGUCUUCUUUACCAGCACCAGUUUGUAAAUGCAUACAGCCAUGACAUCACAAUGCCACUCUGGAGUUCCUACAACGUUGGUAAAAAUGACAGUUUCUCUGCAGAAGACUUUUCAAACUGUUUCUAUCAGGAUCAUCGAAUAUCUCCAAGUCCCAUACAGAAGUGUUCAUUUUACAAAAACAAUCCAAAGCUAAAUUAUGGAUUUCUUUCCCCUCCACAACUUACUAAAGGCACCAAUAGUAGGCAUCAUGAAGCCCUGAUUACCAGUAACAUAAUACCAAUGUAUCACAGUUUUCAAGUCAUAUGGAAUUACUUCCAUAAUACCCUACUGCCAAGGUAUGCUGGAGAAAGGAAUGGAGUUAAUGUAGUCAGUGGUCCUGUCUUUGACUUGGAUUAUGAUGGACUGUAUGAUACUCCAGACAUACGAAAACACAAACGCAUCAAUAAUCAAGAAGUUCUGAUACCCACUCAUUACUUCGUUGUGCUAACAAGUUGCAAAAAUAAAACCCAGACUCCUUGGAGAUGUGAGAAUUCUUUAGAGACCCUUGCGUUUAUUAUUCCUCACAGGACAGACAACAGUGAAAGUUGUACGCGUGGAAAGCCUGAAUCCUUGUGGGUGGAAGAACUUCUACGGUUUCACAGAGCCCGCGUUACUGAUGUUGAACUUAUUACAGGACUAAGCUUCUAUCAAGACAGAAAAGAGGCAGUCUCAGACAUUUUGAAGCUGAAAACAUAUUUGCCAACUUUUAAUCAAGAAGAUUGAUUUCAUUUUUUUUCUGCCAUGUUUCAUUGUGAGAGAACUUUACAUUUCAUGGAAAAAAAGACAUUCUAUUCCCAGUGCCAUAUAUUAGCAUAUUGAUUGGGAUAUUCAGCCAAAAGUUGAUUUGGGAAUUGUCCAUGUGACACUUGUUUCUCAGGGAAACUUGCUGGACUAAGCACAGCAUUAGGAAGGAACUCCUAAUGACUUACACAUAUAUGAAUAUAUAAAAAUGGCAUGCAUUGUUCCAGUCUUGGGAAUAAAGUCAGAGAAGUAGAACUGCUUUUCUACUUCUCUUUGUCCUGAGAGGAGAAGGGCAAGUAAACCAAAAAAAUCUUUGGAAGUCAGAUUUUUAUUUUUAUUUUUUGAUAAUUAAUGUGCUCACAUAAAGUCUGUGUAAAUGAGA